UUAAUCAGAGACAGCUCCGGAAGAUUCCAGAAGCAGUAGAAGUGAAGUAAGCAGUGUGAAGUACCAGGAUGGGAAUCUUGUAUUCUGAGCCUAUCUGCCAGGCAGCCUAUCAGAAUGACUUGAGUCAAGUGUGGCAGUGGGUAAAAACAGAUAACCACUAUGUCGACAUUCAAGAUGGCUUCAAUGGAGACACUCCUCUCAUCUGUGCCUGCAGGAGAGGGCAUGUCAGAAUCGUUUCCUUCCUUUUAAAAAGAAAUGCUAAUGUUAACCUUAAAAACCAGAAAGAGAGAACCUGCUUGCAUUAUGCUGUGAAGAAAAGAUUUACUUUCUUUGAUUAUCUACUCAUUGUCCUUUUAAUGCCUGUCCUGCUGAUUGGUUAUUUCCUUAUGGUAUCAAAGACAAAGCAGAAUGAGUAUCUUGUACGAAUGCUCCUUAAUGCUGGUGUGGAAGUAAAUGCUACAGACUGUUAUGGCUGCACUGCUUUACACUAUGCCUGCAAAAUGAAAAACCAGACUCUUAUCCCUCUGCUCCUGCAAGCCCAUGCAGAUCCCAUGAUAAAAAAUAAGCAGGGUGAAAGCUCAUUGGAUAUUGUGAAGAAACUAAAUUUUUCCCAGAUUGAAUUAAUGCUAAGGAAAGCAUCAUAAUCCUGUUUCUUCAC
Molecule: messenger RNA, 658 nt
Organism: Perognathus longimembris pacificus (Pacific pocket mouse)
Lineage: Eukaryota; Metazoa; Chordata; Mammalia; Rodentia; Heteromyidae
Gene: Ankrd22
Product: ankyrin repeat domain 22
Exons: 6
Coding region: 69-644 (191 amino acids)
Molecular function (GO): protein binding
Source: RefSeq, a predicted model, not a curated record